Dermacentor andersoni is the source of this 3094-nucleotide messenger RNA. RefSeq names its product beta-1,4-galactosyltransferase 4-like. Gene Ontology annotation, molecular function: galactosyltransferase activity; N-acetyl-beta-glucosaminyl-derivative 4-beta-N-acetylgalactosaminyltransferase activity. The record is from RefSeq and is a predicted model, not a curated record. NCBI's taxonomy places the organism in Eukaryota, Metazoa, Arthropoda, Arachnida, Ixodida, Ixodidae. Gene Ontology annotation, biological process: glycosphingolipid biosynthetic process; carbohydrate metabolic process. Gene Ontology annotation, cellular component: Golgi apparatus.
GGCAGAGAGCUGAGCGGGCGAAACUCGAGAACUCAAGGCGAAAGAACGCCAGCGCGCCAGGUGUUACGUGAGGGAAGAGGGUAUCUCCGCGACGCUACGUCACGCUCGCUCUCGGAAGCCUGCGUUAUGUGCGUGUUCCUCGUGUUCCUUGCGCGAGCUCUCGCCUGCACUCUGCACCUCGGUAAUUUCAAAUCAAAACGCGCCAAGCGUCUCUACGCGUUCGUUUGCCCGCGAGGAGUUCAUGUACCGUUCGGCGGCGUUCAAUUGUACAUUGAUGCUUUCACAUUGACAACUCGUAAAUGCUUAGGUGUCCUUGAUUUAUUUUUCUUUUUGCAGUUACUUUAUAGUGACCUAUCGAAAAAGUUAAGUAGCGGAUAUUCCUAUUUAGCUACCUGCACAUUGCGAUUUAUCAUCAAAGUAAUUACCUCUGCCGGUAAUUCGCUUGAACAGGCCGAAUUGCGCCAUAUUCGUCAGGUGUUGUGCUCGUCCCUGGUCCACAUUCCCUCUUUCAUCUUAUUUUCACUGCAGGGUAGAAAACCCGGUAUUCUCGUCUGUUUAAUCUCCGAGCCUUUCCAAUUUCUCUCUCUAUCUCUCUCUCGUUGUUGAAACGAAAAACUAAGUACUCACAGUAUAGACCAAAUCAAGAUGUUUUUUUUUUUUUCUGCUGCAGACUCGGAUCAAAGGAUUUCCACGCGCCGGGUGUUUCUGCUUUGGUUCCCUUUCAGGCGUUCCUUCUUUCCCGCGAUCAAAGCGUGGCUCGUUGCGAGGUGUGGAGGAGUGGCGUUCCUGCUCCUCAUGCUCUUGGUGGCGGCCGCCCCCUUGGUGGAAGUGUUCCUCCAGGCGCGGUUCGAGCAACCGUCAGCCGCCGCGCCGCGCCAGCAGGCCCCGAGCGGAGCCAGCCGGGAUGCGACCGCGAAAACCACGACGACGACGACGACCACGGCCGGCACUCACGCCGGCCCCUUGGAGAUCGGCCGCAACGUUCUUGGUCCCGCUUACACAUCUUACGACCACGCCGGUUUAGCUGCUCCGCGAACGCUUUGCCAGGAGGAGCCGGAACAUCUCAUAGGCCUGGUCCCCGUCGCGACAGUGGUGCCCGAGUUGAAACUGCUGGAGCCCGCUUUCCUCCACGUCAAGCCAGGAGGCCGCUGGUGGCCGAGUCAUUGCUUGGCGCGCCACCGCGUAGCCGUCAUAGUGCCUUACCGGGACCGGCUUAGGAACCUGCGCGUCUUUCUGCACCACAUGCACCAGUUCCUGCGCAAACAGGAGCUCGACUACGGCAUCUACAUUAUCGAACAGAGUGGCGACGGGGACUUCAACCGAGCCAAACUGCUCAACGUCGGCUACGAGGUGUCCAAGACGAUGCACGACUACAACUGCUUCAUCUUCCACGACGUGGACCUGAUACCAGAGAACGACCGGAGCAUCUACGCGUGCCAGGAGAACCCAUACCAUAUUUCCCGCUGUCUGGACAUCUACGAAUACAAGCCGUCCUACCCCACCAUAUUCGGUGGUGUGAGCGCGUUGAGGCAGGAGCACAUGGAGAAGGUCAACGGCUUCUCCAACGUAUUCUGGGGUUGGGGAGGAGAGGACGACGACAUGUCGGUGAGGGUGCGCUACAGCGGCUACAAGCUUGUGCACGCCAACUGCAGCAUCGGCCGCUACAUCGCCAUGAAGCACGAAAAUCAAAAGCAGAGCGAGUCAAGGUAUCUGCCGCUGAUCUUAAAGUCAGCAGCUAAUUUAGGCGGAGCAAGGAGCACAGCGUUCCGCGUGCUCGGCGUCGGCGUGAUCCAGCUGCUGAUCGGGUGCGUCGGUGCAGCCCCGGCCGUCGGCCGUGCUGUCGCGUUCGGCCACGCGGUCACUGCACGACAGAGCCACAACGUCGUCGAGCCCUCCGUUGGCCAGCGGCACGCGACACUUGCCCGCAAGGAGCAGGCCGCACCUCGUUCCGAGUUCUGUUCGGUGGACUGGGGACAAGGCAGCGACAUACUGAAGAUCCAGAGGAAGGGCCCACCGCUCGAGGAACUGGAGAAAGCGAUGCCGCAUCUGAAGCCCGGCGGCCGCUGGUUCCCGACCCACUGCAAGGCCAGGCAGCGUGUGGCUCUCGUGGUGCCUUACCGGGACAGGCUGGACAACCUGCGAGCCUUCCUGCAGCACAUGCACCCGUUCCUGCAGAGACAGCAGCUCGACUACGCCAUCUACCUUGUGGAGCAGAACGGCACGGGAGACUUCAACCGCGCAAAGCUGCUCAACGUGGGCUACGAGAUAGCCAAGGCGAUGGACGACUACGAUUGCUUCAUCUUCCAUGACGUCGACCUGCUGCCGGAGAACAAGCGCAACGAGUACGCCUGCAAGGACGGAGGCCCGCUCCACAUGACCACCUGCCUCGACUACCAGAAAUACAAGCCGUUCUACGCGACCAUCUUUGGAGGCGUGUGUGCCCUGCGCAGCGACCACAUGGAGAAGGUCAACGGCUUCUCAAACGUGUUCUGGGGAUGGGGCGGCGAGGACGACGACAUGUCCAUCCGGCUGCGGUUUAGCGGCUUCAAUAUAGUGCGUAAUGACUGCACUGUCGGCCGGUACACUUCCCUCAAACACGUCGACGUGCGCCGAAAUCCCGAACGGUUCCGGCUCCUGAGGCGCAGCUUCUUCCGCAUUUUCAAGGACGGCCUCAACACACUUCAGUACAGUGUGCUCGACAUUGUCUUCAAGAAGCUUUACACGCACGUCAUCGUGGACCUCUCUGCGCACACGGCGUCCGAGCCAGAAAAAGAAACAAGGAAAGAAAGCAAGCACACGUGACCAACGCUAUACGAAGAACGAGCGCGUGCGAGCGAGGAUCUUGCAGUGUUUUGUCGACGUUUGUUUCGUGUCCCCCCCCCCCCCCUUCCCUUCUACUUUUGCGUGUGCGGUGAUACCCCUUUUAUCAAGCAUGUAUGAUGGCAUACACAGAAACGUUUGCGAUAUAAUUUAUUGUGCAAUCUUCAAUACAGUCGUAUUAAGAGAACAAACGUGCGUUUUGUGAAUUGUUCAGCGCGUUGGAACAGCUUUGGGUGCACUGGCACAAUACACUGUGGUAACUGUAAAAUUUUUU